Messenger RNA from Monodelphis domestica (gray short-tailed opossum), 1194 nucleotides. RefSeq names its product transmembrane protein 265 (gene TMEM265). Gene Ontology annotation, cellular component: membrane. NCBI's taxonomy places the organism in Eukaryota, Metazoa, Chordata, Mammalia, Didelphimorphia, Didelphidae. The record is from RefSeq and is a predicted model, not a curated record.
AUAUACCAUCCAUUUAUAUUGGUUCUUGACUCCAGUCCCCCCCUCCCCCAAGCUCAGCUGUGUCCUGCUGCCAGUGGGUCAUUCUUGCCUUCUGUUCUCAGAAGUCAUAUAGCCUGGCAUCCACUUCUUGCCUCCCUCACCCUUUGGCUUCAGCUUUCCGUCUUCUAGCCUCACCCUUCUGCUCAAACAGGUUUGAGGUGGCCCCACCCCACUCCUCUCUGGUAGCUUUAACUCUCAGGGUGGGUGGAUAGGUAGAACCAUGCCCCACCUCUGGGCUCAGAUCUCUGAGUCAGAAAGAGAUGUCUCCACCCAAGCCAAACCAAAACCAAGAGGCAGGGAGCUGAGACUCAGGCACCCACUAGCAGUUUCUCCUGGAACCUUCCUCCUCUUUUAUCUACCAAGUCUCCCCAAACCAGUGAUUAAUUUGGACAGUGCUAUUUUCAUAUCAGUUUAUUUCCCAUGCUGGAGACAAGGUGAUGGGAGAAGAAGAAAAGGCAUUGGAGACCUUGGUGAGCAUAGAGAAUGACCCUUCUCCAGCCUUACCUCCUGUUGGCUGCUGCAGAUGCUCGCUCCGAUGUCUUGCAGCCACCAGCAUCAUCUGCGGUUGCUCCUGCCUUGGAGUCAUGGCUCUUGUGUUUGCUGUCAAGGCUGAGGAACGACAUAAGGCUGGAAAGCCAGAGGAAGCAGUGUUCUGGGGGAAUCGUGCCAGGCGGCUUGCCCUGGCUAGUAUUGCAGUGUGGCUUGGAGUGCUUGUACUGGGACCCCUACUACUCUGGCUUCUAUCAUACGCCAUUGCCCAAGCAGAGUGACCCUUCUGUGACAAACCUGGACCGCAUGACAUUCCCCUGUGGCAUCAUAGGUGGACCUGGCCUGCAGCAAGGUCCUUCAACCUGACCAGAAGAACAGCAAAGUCCCCCAGGUCCUGGAGGGUUUUUAAACCCCCUUUCAAAAAGUGGUUUCCAGAGGCUGCUUCCCCAGCAUGCAGACAACAGAGAGCUGAUCAGAUGGGGCUGAUGAUUAAAAAAAAAAAAAAGUUUGGACUUGCAUGGACUCACUCCUAAUCCAUGGGACCUUAACCUCAUACAUGGGAUUGGAGAAUAGUGGCCCUGAUUCCAUUAAAAUUCAUUUUGUAAUUUUUUUUAAAGGCCUUCUUAGAUGGAGAUAAAUGCCUCUGUAUGAGUGGUCUUCAUCAUC